GGAAAAUAUAUAUGUUGGAUGUAGCCAGGUUAAAGCUGUGUUAGGUCAUGUGUGAGUAGACGGGUCUUUACCUUACAUACCUGACAUAUAUUCCUAAAUUACAGGCAUGAUAAAAAUAAAACCAGAGGGGCACCAUCAGCAUCAUGGAGGUAAACAAGAAAAGUUGACGCCCCGUGGUUCAAAACACGAUAAGAACCCGGUGAAUGGAAAUCGAGAAGAGAGAUCGGGCGUCCACAGUCGUAAACUUGGUGACCAUGGCCAUAAAAAUGGUGACCAUGGCCAUAAAAAUGGUGACCAUGGCCAUAAAAAUGGCGAACACGCGCACAAAAAUGGCGACCAUGGACAUAAACCUGGCAAACAUUCUCCAACAGGCGCUGUAAAUGGCAGUCCAAGGGGGAAGCAAGCGAGACACUCUUUAAAGGAAUUAUCGUUAUCGCCACCAGACUAUUACAUCGAUCCUCAGAAACUGCUAUCGGAUUUCGUUGAAGAGGAAGUAGCAUUUGCUGGACGAAUCGACAAAUUUCCGGUCCACGAGGAUGUCACCAAUAGAACAACAGUUUUACGGACCAUAGAUAAGGGCAAGAAACGUGGCAUUGUAUCUUGGGGAAUAACGCCAGAGAACAGAGCAAUAUUGACCAUCAGUGUUCGGAAUAUUAAAAUUAUACGGGCAAAAAAUGAGGAGCUUCUACUUAGAGUUAGUACUCAUCAGAUUGCUGCCAUUAGUUAUAUAAAAGAUGACAGACAGCACAUCUUAGCCCUCAAACAUGGUGACCCAAAGUCCGGUUGUGAGUUGGCUGUGAUAUACUGUGAAAACAAGACAAUAUCGGAAGAGAUCUGUGCCUUGGUGAGUCAGUGUUUCCAGCUGGUGUAUACCGAUGCAACCAUGGAUUUUAUCGACAAAGAAUUUGAGUCGGCGUUAACUGCUGCCGGUCCCACACGACUUAGAACAGAUUCGAACAGUUCUGUGUUUGAACCAACAAUAUUCGGAUCCCAACCGACAAGAGGAGCGGCGCGGAGAUAUGCUUUUCUGACGAGAUCGUCCAACGGCUCGGCGUAUUCAUCCAGCAUCUACCGAUCUUUGCCGGGCCGGGGAGCAGCCAGUUCUUCAACGGACUCUAGUUCCUGGUCAGCAGCCGAGCUUCUCCAAGAUUAUCUAAAUAAGUUACACAAAAAGUUAACAUCACAUGAACUGAAGACGUUUGCUCAACUGUUAACGACACGUCACACAGAUCUCACCUUUACACAAUUCUGUGACAAAGUCCUGCAGCUGUUUGGGGAGAAGAGGAAAAACCUCAUGACAGGUCUGUGGCCUUUCAUCGCAGAACGAGAUCACACUAACUUUGAGAAGUAUUUAGAAAGGAAUGGAAUUUCCCCGUACGAUGACUCGGGUUACUGGUCAAUGCCCAGUUCCGCUUCCCAAAGCACGGGCCGAGAAGAAGGUCCCGUUAUCGUGCGUUAUAUGGACAGUGUACAUUAUGAAGACAGCAGGUCACCUAACCAGCGGUCACUGACGUCCCACUCGGACCCGGGCCCCGGGCGCGCCCCAGCCUACAAUAUCCGCUUCAUGGACAACGUUCAUUACACCGACCCGUUCGUGACCAUCCCCUGACUCCCACACGGCGGGCGUAAAACCCCUAAUCCCCGUCUGUUGUCAUGAGGUCCGUACCCUGUAAAGCGCCAAAUCCAGUCUUGUAGGACACCUACAUGCUCUGAUCCUGAACGCCAUCGAGAACAUUGUUCUUGAAUGACUGGUACAUUGUUCUUGAAAAGCCGCGCUUGUCAAGGCAAGCGUGAACAGGAAGUAUGCGGUGCUUCGCGUGAAGUAAAGGAGUAUCGUUUUAAAGGAAUGUAUAAAAGAUCCAUCCAAGUAUUUGACAAGGGUUCUUUCUUUCUUUACACACGAACGCGUUGCUUUGUAACAAUGCUCUUCAUACAGAUGUCUGCUGGGCUAUACAAUUCUGGCAACUUUACACUGAUCUGAAGACAAAACCGAAGACUGUUCGUGACCCUCAUUGUUCACUGUCUCUUGGUUUUUCUUUUUAAACAGAGUGUGUGAAUAAGGAUAAACAUGUGCCCGGAUUUACUGCUUACGGCGCAUGCGCCGCUUUUAAGCGAACGUAGAGAGCGCCACAGGCUAUGUGAGGAUUAAGCUGCAUGGCUCUUCGUUCCCAUUGUUAAUUUGCAUAUUUGUUAAAGACAUCUAAUGCCAUAGUGGAACAUUGGACUGUAUCCUGUUCAGUGUAUAAAACAACAAUAUAACUCGUAAAAUACAUGGCAAAAUGCUUAGAUAGUAAAAUGUUCAAGUGUAUACAUCAUAUGGGACCAAAAACACACAGGAUGUGUUGUUUCAAGCAUCAGUCAUACGGGAUCACAAGUAUAACACCGCGCAGAUCAUUCUAUCUGGCUUAUAGCCUGAAAGAAAUCCGUGACCCGGAAGUUUAAAACUAUGCCCUAUGGUCAUUUCCAAGGCAUUUGUGGUAACAUGCUUGCAGGAUAUGGAAACAUUCUACAUAUUUCAUAUGGAGACUCUGCAGCUCGCUUUCACGAAAAGGUCUUGUCAGAUAGCAUUGGUGCUCUUUAAAGCAGCCCGUCUCU
This is a messenger RNA of Liolophura sinensis, 2595 nucleotides long. Its product is annotated as cerebral cavernous malformations protein 2 homolog. The transcript has 13 exons. The record is from RefSeq and is a predicted model, not a curated record. The coding region runs from base 107 to 1609 and encodes 500 amino acids. Lineage: Eukaryota; Metazoa; Mollusca; Polyplacophora; Chitonida; Chitonidae.